Molecule: messenger RNA, 3086 nt
Organism: Poecilia reticulata (guppy)
Lineage: Eukaryota; Metazoa; Chordata; Actinopteri; Cyprinodontiformes; Poeciliidae
Biological process (GO): regulation of transcription by RNA polymerase II
Cellular component (GO): nucleus
Molecular function (GO): DNA-binding transcription factor activity, RNA polymerase II-specific; RNA polymerase II cis-regulatory region sequence-specific DNA binding
Source: RefSeq, a predicted model, not a curated record
AUCGGAGAAUGACAUACUUCCUGUGCGUCACGUAAUAACACAAUGGAAGCUAAUGGAGCUGCUAGCCAGUUUUGUUUACAUUUUGAGCUGAGUAAAUGACUACCUGGAGAAACAAUGUCUUCGCUUUCAUCUCAGAGAGAGUUCACCAACGAGCCUUCACCUCCUGCUGAAGAAACAUUAACAGACAUUAAAGAAAUCAUAGUAAAAUCCGAGGAAGAGAUCGAGGCCAGCUUGGAUUUCAGCGAAAAAACCCAACUACCCGUAAAACGUUCAGACGUCCAACAUCACGAUGUUAAGAAGGAGGAGGAUUUUUCUGACCAGGAGGAACCAGAGCCUCUGACAAUGAAAGAAGAACAGAGUGAGCCACAACAUCUGCAGAUAAAAGAGGAAGAGAAUGAACUCAGCAUCGGUCCGGAUGAAGAACAGCCUGUGGUGAAGAAGCAGGAGAUGAAAACCUUUCCUGCGUCUCCUGCCGGUGUAGAAAUAAGCUGCAGUGAACCCGAACCAAUCGGGGAGCAACUCGUCUCUCAGGACGGCUGUGAUGCUGAGAACCGAAAUCAGGAAGAAAGCAAUGAUGAAGACACAGAAAUAAGCAGCGAUGAAGAAUCGAAACUAAUUAAGAGACGUCCGAAAACCAGACGGUAUGGGAACAAUUCUGACAAAUUAAAACAAAAAGAGAAGAAGAAAAGUCACAAGGAUAAAAGUCUGUAUUCAUGUACGGUGUGCGAUAAAUUGUUCUCUCAAAAGACUCACUUGAUCUACCACACGAGAACGCACACAGGUGAGAAGCCUUUCUCAUGCAAGUUUUGUGGAAAGUGUUUCAGUCGAGAAAGUAUUGUGAACAACCACCUGAGAAUCCACACAGGCGAAAAGCCCUUCUCGUGUCUGACCUGUGGAAAAAGUUUCACUCUCAAACAUAAGUUAACGGAUCACAUGAGAAUUCACACAGGUGAGAAACCUUUUCCGUGCAACGCCUGUGAUAAAUCUUUUAACCUGAAAAGCAAUCUGAAGCAGCACAUGAGAAUCCACACGGGCGAGAAGCCCUUCUCGUGUGUGACCUGCGGUAAAAGUUUCAGUCAAAGAAGUCAAGUGACGCUUCACAUGAGAAGUCACACGGGCGACCGACCUUUCUCGUGCGCGACCUGUGGGAAAAGUUACAGCCACAAAGGUCACCURACUGAUCACAUGAGAACUCACACGGGUGAGAAGCCAUUUUCAUGUCUGACAUGUGGAAAGAGUUACAGUCAGAAAGGCCAUUUGACAGUUCACAUGCGAAUCCACACAGGUGAGAGGCCGUUUCCGUGUAGCACAUGUGGAAAAACCUUCAGUCGAAGAAGUCGUCUAAAAAAACACGCGAGAAUUCACACAAGAUAGGAGGAGUCCUGUGUGACCUGUGGGAAGCGUCUCAGUGUAAGGAGCCAAGAAGCAUUUUUUACAUCUCCUCACAUAUUUCUUCUAAUUUUGCUUUUUGGUUCUUUAAUGUUUCAGAUUGUAGCAUCCGUGUCUGAACAAUGUUCACUUGAGCUGAUGGUUAAUAACACAUCUCUAAUGAAUGUGUCUUCAGGACAAUUUUGUGUUGUAUACACUCAUAGAGCUGCACGGAAAAAAUUAAAACUACUGUUUGCUCACACACACACACAUAGGUUCACUUUAGAGUGACAUUAGGUCAUACUAAACAAAUUCAAGCAUAUCUAAAUAAACACCAGCUUAAACUUCUCUCCUACUAAAGUUUAACAUGAAUGGAACGGCAACUACGGAGCAAAAUUGGGGCCAUGAAGUUUGUUCAAAAGAAAAAAAAAUGUAACUAAAAUUUGAAACCGAAAUUCCUCUGAUAUCACAUGAAGAAUUUUAGGUUUUGGUAGCAAAUACCUUUUUUGUCAAUUUAAACUAAAUUUAAAUGUAUUUCAACUAAAAUCUGGAAUGAAAUCUUUGUUUUUAAAGGAAAACAAGAAUAAAAAUGCUUUCUAUUUAUGAUAAAUAAUAACUUUGGUCACAUACUAUWUGUGACCUUUACAUGAGAAACUUUAGCUUACUACUUUAAUUUGUUUUUACAGCGUAAAUUUAACAACAAACUUUAUGUUUGUGAUAUUUUUUUUGUUCAACAAGAAAUGUGAUUAAAUAUUUGAGAGGUUCUAACAAAUACCAGAUAUGUACUUUCUGCAAAUUACCAGUACUUUUAUUAACGUUACCCUAAAAUUUUAAAGAAAUCUUCUAAACAAAUGWUCAUUUUAUCAAGUAUCCUCCACUACAUAUGCACUGUUUAUCUUAAAUAAUCGAGUGUUUCUUCCAGUUCCAUCAUUUUUCCUAAAUUUCUAAAUAUUUCCAUGUUAUUAGUUUUACUCCAUGAUUUAUAAGCAACCAGAUAGUUAAUUUAAAUUCAAUUGGUUAAAAGUUGUAUUAUCUUAUAAUCUGAAGCUAAUUUUUUCAGGCCUACGGUUUGGAUUAAAAUCUACUUUUAAUCUGCUUUAAACACAGAGUGCCUCACAAACUAAGCAGUAAUAUUUAUUCUGCUUUCAAAAAUAUUUACAUAUUUGGACUAGUACACUAUUUUGAAGAGAAAGGUAGUUUAUCAAUAAGUAAAUAAAACUUUGUUUAGAACCUUAUAGAUCACUAAGUGCUGAACACAAAAAAAACUAAACAUUAAACAUAGCAAAUCACAUGAUAUGAGUUUUUAAGAUGGUCGGCUCUGUGUCUCGUUAAAACUGUGAGCACAUCGGUUUAUGGUGAUAUUUUUAUGUUAAAAUGACAUGCACAUAUUGACAAAGGUAUUGGUUCGCACUGCUACUAACAGUUAGCCUUGUCACUGAGCACAAGACUCAGCGAAUCCACUGGUUCCCACUUUGCAAAGUCAGCAAACUUAAACUGGCUGUGACCUCAUGAAGAGUUCAGAGGUAAACGUGUAAAAGUUUGUAAUUAUGUCUCAUUUUCCAUCUUGGUUGUUAAAUGCAAAAAAAGUUGAUGACAUUGUUAUGUUUAUGUAACUUUGCUUUACAGUAUGUUACAAAACAACCACAGCACUGUACUGGAGUCCAGUUGUAUUUGUAGGGUUUUAUUUAUGAAAUAUAAAAAUAAAUACUAAAAAUCAU